Messenger RNA from Ciona intestinalis (vase tunicate), 1824 nucleotides. Lineage: Eukaryota; Metazoa; Chordata; Ascidiacea; Phlebobranchia; Cionidae. The record is from RefSeq and is a predicted model, not a curated record.
UUAUUUUUUUCAAGAAGACGAACGUGGUAGCAGCGGAAGAAGUUACAAAAAGAUCAAGUUAAACCAGUUGGUACAAGCAAUUGUUCAUAAGAUGCUUGACUGGUUAUAUAGUGGGGUAGAUUUUACCCUGGAUGGAAACGGUGGAACGGAGUGUGCUCAAUACUUGAGCCUCCAGCAUAGGGUAUACGAAACCAUUUUAGUUGUAUUUGUAUCAGUUGUUGAGAUUAUUGUUGCAAUAAAAUACAUCCGAAACAAGCCACUCCACAAGCAAGUAAAGGAUAACUUCUAUGCGCUAAAUGUUGCAAAGACAGAGAGUAACGGUACAGCACAAAAGCAUGUUGUUGUAUUACAGCCAAGGGCAGCUUUAAAAAGUUUUCUCCUCGUGGCACUGUGUCUUGCGUUUGGAAUUGAAAUCGGUUACAAGUUCGCAACAAACCAGAUAAUCUACCUCUUAAACCCAUGCCAUGUAUUAACUGCUUCCAUGAUAUUUCUGCUAGCUGUAGACGAAAACAGGAAAUCUCCAUUUGUUCAAGCUGUAUUCAGAGUCCAACUUCACUUACUAAGUGGUCCGUUGUUAGCCAUCUUACUCCCUGUUGUGAACACAAGACACCUGUCGUGUGAGAUUGAAUCUUACUGGCUACACCAUUGUUUGCUUUAUCUGGUUCCCAUAUAUUUGAUAUCACUGGGAGGUUCAUAUUCAUGUGAACCACUGACAGACUUGUGGUGGCCUGUGUUAAGCGUUGGGGUCGGGUUUCUAUACCAUUUUACUUUUCUUCAAGGUCUAGCAUUGACAACAAAAGUGAAUCUGAACAACAUGCUGUGCCCAGCAGUUUCUGACCCUUUUAGGGGUUCCAGUUAUCGCAUGUGGGCGUUCGCACACCAGCAUUUCCUAAUUGCAAUACAUGGCAAACUUUAUCACGCAUUUUCUUGGCUGGUCAUAUCAUCCUGUCGAAACUGCCAUAGUUUUUGUUGUACAGUUUUACAUAAAAACCACCAUGACGCAACAACCAACAACAUAAAGAAAAUUGAUUAGAGCGCUUUUUCUUUGUUCUUUAGUUUUACGCGAUUUAUCACCCUUGCCUAAUUGUUAUCCUAACCACCUAAUUUUGGUGCAAUAGCGUAGAUUUUUAUGCAGUUAUGAGUGAACAUGUGCAAAAUUUAAGCUGAACAGCAAACUAAUUAACACAACUUCUACGUAUUUAGAUUUUAUUAAAAAAUAUUGAUUUUAUCAUAUUUUUCACUUUUUCAUUUUUAAGAGUUCCUAUUAGUGAAUCAUGAUGUAAAAAUAUAUAAAUGGAAAACAUACGUUUUUUUUUUAAUUUUCUUGUUACAGAUACUGUACGCUCUAAAUAUAGUAGGGUGGGAGAAGAUGAGACACCUUUAUCACAUGAUAUCCAAAUAUCCUGAUCGUGUUUUAAACAUUUAACAACGGUCUAUGAUUGUCGUGAAGAUACGGUUUUAAGUUCUUUGUAUGUUUUUUGUUUACUACCAAAUGGGACGAGAAAAUGGAAUGAUAAGGUGUCCCAUCUUACCCUGACCUACUAUAUAUAUUUAUAUACAAGAAAUUGCGCAAAACGGCAGCCGCACACAAAUUUGCAAAUCACGGGUGAAUUGGUAAAUGUAAUUAACAGUUUCCAAUCCAACGCAGAUUAAUUAAAACCAAACAACUGGUGAAUUAAUUUAAUUUAUUUAUUCUUUUUGGCGCAAAUACCGUAAUGUGCUUAUAAAAGCUCCACUUUAAAAAAUAAAUUGUGAAGAUAUCGCCAUUUCAACGAAUACGACAAGUUUUUUGAAUUAAUACUAAAGCACACUCACGCACUUAUA